AUGUCAUUAUCGAAGCAAGAUGUAGGAAAGAGCCGAACGGAAAGCAAGAAAAUCAGAAGAGGAAGCAGACAGGAAAAAAAAAACCUUAUUGACUCAGAUUCUGAUGAAGAUUCUUUUCCUCCAAAAAUAAGAAAAGCCACAUCAGUAAAGAAGGAGGAGAGUUCAAAAGCUAAGAAAAAUAGAAGACCAAUCAGCUUAGAUUCAGAUGAGGAAGAAGUUGUGCCCAGGAAAUUAAAAAAGUCUACCAAACAGACAGAAAAUGUAGCUUCUAAAGAGGUCCAGCAAGUUAAAGAGAGUCCAGUCGAGCCUAAAGAGAAAAAAGCAACUUCUGCACUUGAUUUCUUUGGUUCUACUUCAGUUGAAAGGGAAUCCAGGAAAACAUUUGCCAAAAGAGAAAACAGAGAUCUGAUGAGUCUGAAGAAAAUGAAGACUCCAAAGUGAAUAGAGAAGAAGAGUACAAGAAUGGGAGAGAAAAAGAAGGAAGAGAAAAUCGGAAUGUCAACUGUCACACAACGAGCAACCAUCAAAGAAAAGAAAGGAAGACCUUCCAGAAUCAAAGUCUGAGGUUAAAAAGCCUUCCCCUGAGAAGAAAAAGGAAGUACCAAAGACAACUCCUGCCAGCAAACUGGCUGCCAAAGCUGCUACAGUUCCAGAAACUCCAGUUAGAGACUCAAAACCAAGUCCAAAGAAAACUGUUACUCCAAAAAAGGA
Messenger RNA from Pocillopora damicornis (cauliflower coral), 711 nucleotides. RefSeq lists its product as uncharacterized. NCBI's taxonomy places the organism in Eukaryota, Metazoa, Cnidaria, Anthozoa, Scleractinia, Pocilloporidae. The record is from RefSeq and is a predicted model, not a curated record.